Dermacentor andersoni is the source of this 825-nucleotide messenger RNA. RefSeq lists its product as uncharacterized. Gene Ontology annotation, biological process: positive regulation of DNA-templated transcription. The record is from RefSeq and is a predicted model, not a curated record. Gene Ontology annotation, cellular component: nuclear body. Lineage: Eukaryota; Metazoa; Arthropoda; Arachnida; Ixodida; Ixodidae.
GCAGUUUUGCACUUUUUGCACGGCACUCUCGUAAGCAGUUCGAAAAUAUCACGUGACGCUAACAGACGAUGCAAAUUCGCGCCAUUUUCUGCGACCAUGGCUACGGCGAGCGGUACCGACGAACAGCCUCCGGCACGCCAAAGAAAACCGCGGGUACAGUGGUCGGAGAGAGACACCUGGGCGUUAAUCAAGUUAUGGGAAGACAACCUGCCCUCGCUGCGUGCGCAGAAGCACAACGGAGGCGUUUACGAUGGCAUUGCACAAGCAUUGACGAGCAUGGGUGUACCUCGCACAAAGGCGCAAGUGCACAGCAAGAUAGAGAACCUGGGACAGACCUACAGGAGCUGCCUGAAACACAUGACAACAGGGUCAUCACCGCCGAGCUGGCCAUUCUUCUCCGAAGUCCAUAGGUUUCUAGGAUCCCUGCCUGUUCACGAUACAUCUUUAAUGGAAGAGGCUGGGUGCAGCGAGAGCACAACAAGCAGCACUGCCUCCGUCGAAGAACUGAUCUUCGACAUGCUUGAUUCCGGCUCUGCUUCUUGUGAAGACGUCGCCGAAGAUUGUUCACCUUCCGAGUCGCCAGUACAACAGGUUGAAUCCAGGAACCUCGCAAGUGGCAGUUCCGAAUGUGCCCGCAGGAAGAGAAGGCAACCGGCUGGCGACUUUCAAGAAAGGAUGCUUGAGGAGCAGCGACGGCAGAGAGAGCAGUUUGCUGAUGCGCACAAAAUGGAAAUGGAUCUCCGUAAAGAGGGGCUCAAGUUGCAAGAGAAACUUGUAGAUGCAAUGUUGAAGUUUUUUAGUAAAAACUGACAUGGUGUUCCACAA